Molecule: messenger RNA, 6877 nt
Organism: Prinia subflava (tawny-flanked prinia)
Lineage: Eukaryota; Metazoa; Chordata; Aves; Passeriformes; Cisticolidae
Gene: CPD
Product: carboxypeptidase D
Exons: 21
Coding region: 64-4161 (1365 amino acids)
Biological process (GO): protein processing; peptide metabolic process
Molecular function (GO): metallocarboxypeptidase activity; zinc ion binding
Source: RefSeq, a predicted model, not a curated record
GCGCCACCGCCCCCUCGGCCGGGACCCGGAGCGGCGCGCCGGGAGUGGGGCGUGCGCUGGGCCAUGGCGAGCGCGGCGCGGGGGCUCGGGGCGAUGCCGCGGCUGCUGCCGCUCCUCUGUGCGCUGCUGCUGCCUUCGCUGCAGAGCCCGGCCCGCGCCCCCCACAUCAAGAAAGCGGAGGCGGCGGCGGCGGCGCCCGGCGAGGCGCUGCGGUACCUGCACUCGGCCGAGCUGGGCGAGGCGCUGCGGGCGCUGGCGGCCACGGCCCCCCCGGGCCUGGUGCGGCUCUUCAGCAUCGGGCAGUCGGUGGAGAAGAGGCCGCUGUGGGUGCUGCGCCUCACGGCCGGGCUGGGCCCCGAGCGCCCCGACGAGCCGCCCGGCGGCGCGGCCCUGCCCGGGCGGCCGCAGGUGAAGCUGGUGGGGAACAUGCACGGGGACGAGCCGCUGGCGCGGCCGCUGCUGCUGCGCCUGGCCUGGGAGCUGGUGCUGGGUUGGGCCGGCGGCGACGAGCGCAUCGUCCGCCUGCUCAACACCACCGACCUGUACCUGCUGCCCAGCCUCAACCCCGACGGCUUCGAGCGCGCCCAAGAAGGCGAUUGCGGCGGCGGCGGCGCCGAGGGCGGGCGGGAGAACAGCCGCGGCCGCGACCUCAACCGCAGCUUCCCCGACCAGUUCGGAGACGCUGAGCCCAACCUGGAGCCCGUGCCCGAGGUGAAGGCGCUCAUUGACUGGAUGCGCCGCAACAGGUUUCUGCUCUCUGGCAAUCUCCACGGUGGCUCUGUGGUGGCAAGCUACCCCUACGAUGACUCUCCCACGCACAGGCCCACAGGAGUCUACAGUAAAUCAGCUGAUGAUGAAGUCUUCAAAUAUUUGGCAAAAGCUUAUGCCUCACAUCACCCCAUCAUGAGAACUGGGAAACCCAACUGCCCUGGAGAGGAGGGAGAGACCUUCCCAGAUGGCAUCACAAAUGGUGCCCAGUGGUAUGAUGUAGAAGGUGGGAUGCAGGAUUACAACUACGUGUGGGCCAACUGCUUUGAGAUCACAUUGGAGCUGUCCUGCUGCAAAUACCCCCUGACUUCUGAGCUUCCAAAGGAGUGGGAGAACAACCGGGAAUCCCUCCUGGCUUUCAUUGAGAAGGUCCACAUUGGCGUGAAGGGCUUUGUGAGGGAUGCAGUCACAGGAGCUGGCCUGGACAAUGCCACCAUUGCUGUUGCUGGUAUCGCUCAUAACAUCACAGCAGGGAGAUUUGGUGAUUACCACCGGCUGCUGGUGCCUGGAACCUACAAUGUGACUGCUUUUGUGAUGGGUUACACACCAGUGACCAAAGAGAACAUCGAAGUGAAGGAGGGAGAUGCAACAGAAGUGAACUUCUCCUUGCAGCCGACUGUGAUGCCACCAGCUCCUAACGCCACACAGCUCCCGGCAGCGCCUGCCCCUGUCACUGCCAUCACCGCCACCCCUGUGCAGGCUGAGGCUCCGAGUCCAACCUCUCUCCAUGAGCCCAUCCAGCCCCUGGACUUCCGCCACCACCACUUCUCGGACAUGGAGAUCUUCCUGCGGCGCUACGCCAACGAGUACCCCAACAUCACCCGCCUCUACUCCGUGGGCAAGUCCGUGGAGCUGCGGGAGCUCUACGUCAUGGAGAUCUCUGACAACCCCGGCGUCCAUGAAGCAGGUGAGCCAGAGUUCAAGUACAUCGGUAACAUGCACGGGAAUGAAGUUGUGGGGCGAGAGCUUCUCCUGAACCUCAUCGAGUACCUCUGCAAGAACUUUGGCACAGAUCCUGAAGUGACUGACUUGGUCCAGAGCACACGGAUCCACAUCAUGCCAUCCAUGAACCCUGAUGGCUAUGAGAAGUCCCAGGAAGGAGACAAAGGAGGUACAGUUGGCAGAAACAACAGCAACAACUACGACCUGAACAGGAACUUUCCAGACCAGUUUGUCCACGUGACAGACCCUCCACAGCCAGAAACCCGUGCUGUCAUGGCCUGGCUCCAGUCUUACCCAUUUGUGCUCUCAGCAAACCUGCACGGAGGUUCCCUGGUGGUUAAUUACCCCUUCGAUGACGAUGAACAAGGAAUUGCCAUCUACAGUAAAUCCCCAGAUGAUGCUGUGUUCCAGCAGCUGGCACUUGCCUACUCCAAGGAAAAUGCAAAGAUGUACCAGGGAAGCCCUUGUAAGGAUAUGUACCCCACUGAGUACUUCCCACAUGGCAUCACUAACGGGGCUCAGUGGUACAACGUUCCAGGUGGGAUGCAAGACUGGAAUUACUUACAUACAAACUGCUUUGAAGUGACCAUUGAAUUGGGCUGUGUGAAAUACCCAAAAGCUGAGGAGCUGCCAAAGUACUGGGCCCAGAACCGACGCUCACUGCUGCAGUUCAUGAAACAGGUUCACCAGGGUGUCUGGGGCUUUGUGCUGGAUGCUGUGGACAACAGGGGCAUCCUCAACGCCACCAUCAGCGUGGCUGACAUCAACCACCCCGUGACCACCUACAAGGAUGGGGACUUCUGGCGCCUGCUGGUCCCAGGGAUGUACAGAAUCACAGCGUCGGCCCGAGGGUAUGACCCACUCACUAAGCUGGUGGAAGUUGACAGCAAAGGUGGGGUGCAGGUCAACUUCACUCUUUCACGGACAGACAGCAAAGUGGAAGAGGGGAAGGUGCUGGUCUUGAACACGCCAGACACCAGCAACCCCAACGAGAAGGAGUUUGAGACCCUGAUCAAAGAUCUCUCUGCUGAGAAGGGUCUGGAGCGGCUCCUGCUCACCUCCUCCAGGGAUGUGGCUCCCUACAGAUACCGGCCCUACAAGGACCUCUCCGAGUUCCUCCGGGGCCUCUACCUCAACUACCCACACAUCACAAAUCUCACCAGUCUGGGUCAGAGUGUGGAGUUCCGCCAGAUCUGGUCCCUUGAAAUCUCCAACAAGCCCAACGAGUCCGAGCCCGAGGAGCCCAAGAUCCGCUUUGUUGCUGGGAUUCAUGGAAACGCUCCCGUGGGGACAGAGCUGCUCCUGACACUGGCAGAAUUUCUUUGCAUGAACUACAAGAAGAAUGCUGCUGUUACAAAGCUGAUUGACCGGACACGGAUUGUGAUCGUGCCUUCCCUGAACCCAGACGGGCGCGAGAUCGCGCAGGAGAGAGGCUGCACCUCGAAGAUUGGCCAGACCAACGCCCAUGGCAGAGAUCUGGACACAGAUUUCACAGGCAAUUACACCCGGUACUCAGCGGCACGAGAGCCUGAGACCAAAGCCAUCAUGGAGAACUUGAUACUGAAGCAGGAUUUCAGCCUCUCUGUUGCUCUGGAUGGAGGCUCUCUGCUUGUCACUUACCCCUAUGACAAGCCAACACAGUCAGUGGAGAACAAAGAAACACUAAAGCAUUUGGCAUCUGUGUAUGCAAACAACCACCCAGUGAUGCAUUUGGGCCAGCCAGGCUGUCCAAAUAAGUCAGAUGAGAAUAUUCCUGGUGGAGUGAUCCGUGGCUCAGAAUGGCACAGUCACCUGGGAAGUAUGAAGGAUUUCAGCGUGACAUUUGGUCAUUGUCCUGAGAUCACUGUUUAUACCGGCUGCUGCUACUUCCCCAGUGCUGGACAGCUUCCUGGCCUGUGGGCAGACCACAGGAAAUCUCUCCUUAGCAUGCUUGUGGAGGUCCAUAAGGGAGUGCAUGGCAUUGUCCAAGACAAGAGUGGCAGGGCAAUUUCUAAAGCUACCAUUGUUCUGAAUGAAGGCUUGAGGGUCUACACUAAAGAAGGUGGCUAUUUCCACGUGCUCCUGGCUCCAGGUUUUCACAGCAUUGAUGCAAUAGCCAGCGGGUACCAGCAGAAACAUGUCAAGGUCUUUGUACGUGAUGAUGCACCCAGCUCUGUGUUCAUAGUAUUUGACACAGAAAACAGGAUUUUUGGACUGCCAAGAGAGCUGGUUAUAACUGUGGCAGGUGCCAGCAUGUCUGCCCUGGUGCUCACUGCCUGCAUCAUCUGGUGUGUGUGCUCCAUCAAGUCCAACAGACACAAGGACGGCUUCCACCGCCUCCGGCAGCACCACGACGACUACGAGGACGAAAUCCGCAUGAUGUCCACCGGCUCCAAGAAAUCCCUCCUGAGCCACGAGUUCCAGGAUGAAACAGACACUGAAGAGGAAACACUGUACUCCAGCAAACACUGACACCUCCAGGGCAGGAAAGGAGGUUCCCAUGGACCAGACCUGGUGGUGGAGGGCGAUCCCUGUGGGUCAGUUUUGAAAUGUUAGCUUCAGGAUGUGUCCUCCAGAGGGGUGGGUGGCAGCUCCCAGCUUCCCUCUGCUUGCUCUGUUCCUGUGUGCAGGCACUCAGUGGGUGUUGGAGGCUGUUUCUGAGGUGGGGACGUGGUUUGUUACAUUUUUGGGUCGAGAUCUGGAGGUUUGUAUGACGUGGUUUGAAAGGCAGCUUUAACAGGGUGGCCAGCAGAGCUGUUAGCAUUUCCCCAGCAUCUCAGCACAGGGAGCAGAUGGUGGGGAAGUGCCCCAAGACCUGCACGGGUCACAACACUCCAAAAAAGGUUUCUCUACCUGUUUUGAUUUCAUGUUUUCCACUACAUGCUUGGAGGAAGCCAGAUCCUUCACGUGACUCCACAUUCUGCAGAGCAGCCCUCAGAAAAAGCCAAAAAAAAAAAAAAAAAAAAGCAUUUGAUUCUCAGCUGUUCCCUUGGAGCUUUUCCUGCUGUGACCUGCAGUGGUUGUGGAGCACCUUUAACGUGUCACUACUUUUAGGGAGUGACUUGGCCUCCUGAAGGCUGGGGGAGAUGACAAAGCUCUUUAUGUGAGCUGGAGAAUGUCAGAGCUUCAGUGAGCUCUGACAGAGCUCCACUGCCUGCCAGCUCUGUCAUGCUGCUGUUCCUGACUUCUGGGGAGCAAAGAAACUCCAUCCCCAUCACCCUGAUUGUGUUUUGUUUGUGUCAUAGGCUUGGCUUUGGGGGUCUCAUGUUCAUGUUCCAGUAGCUCAGUGCCUGAAAGAGCAGCUGGAAGGUUGUUCUAAGCAAAUGGAUUCACUGAUCUGUAGAAAACCUGAUGAAUUUUGCUCAAAUCCACCACUAUUCAGGAGGAAACAGUGAAAUCUGACCACUGCUUUAUAUUUGAGCAUUAUUGGAGCAGCAGGGAGAGGUCAUGGGAGUAUCCAUGGCCCAACUUUGGUGCUAAAUUCUGAAGAAAACCUGCACCAUUUGCCACUGUUCAUGUAGUACCAUUGAAUCACUGAGCUCUGGUGAUGGCAGGCAGCAAAUUUCCCUCUGGUUUGGCUCUGUUCUGCUCCUGCUACAUCCCUGGAGUGUGGAGCAGGAGCUCCACCUGCGUGUGUGGCUGCAGCUGUGGUGCAGGGAGUGAGGAAAGGCCGAACUGUGCUGAGGGAGAAGGGAAAAGCAGCCAAAUUCUGUUGUGUAGCACUUAGCAGGAGGUUGGAAAGAGGAGCUGCAGCACACAGCCCCAAGACGUGGGAUUUGUGGGGAAUAGAAGGGAUGUCCAGAAGGAAAGAAUGGUUGGAAUGUUUGAUUUCCAAAGCCUUUAUGUAUCUCUGUUCCUGUGCUUUCUGCAGAAGCAGAAGGCUGGAGUUAGAAUAGGCACUUAUUUUCUUACUGCUCAUUUUCUUUUUAAAUUUUUGCCCCACUGACCUGAUUUCUGGGGUGCAGGAGCCUUAGGCCUGGAGUUUGCCUCGAGUGCUCUGUCCUCCAGAGGGAGGAUAUCCUCCUGGGGUUGUCCACUGGUGAAAUCUGCACUGGUGGAGGGAUUGCACCCAAAAAUCCAAUGAGGUCUGCUCUGCAGAGCUCUGACCUGGUCUCCUGGGGAGGAACAGCCCCACUGAAGUCUCAUGGGCAAUGUCAUGUGGGGCAGAAGCUGUUCUUCACCCCUACCUGUGGAAAUGCCCUUCCAGAACCACAUGGCCCCAGCUGUGCUGCCAUGGCCAUCAUCUCCUCUGGUUCUGUGCAGGGACACAGAGAACCCCUGGACACCAGUGCACCUCCCUCCCUGUUCCACAGGGAAUUCUGCUGUGGGAAACACAAGGUGUGCUGGGCAGAGGGAGAUGAGGCUGAGCAUUCCCCGUGCUCCUGUCCCACAUCUGUGGAAGAGCUGCUCUGACUGCCUUGUGCAGGAACCGUGAACAUCUCUGUGCCCGUUCCCAGCUCAUUGUGAUGAGCAGGGAAUGGGGUUUGCUCCCUUUUUGUCCCUUUUCCACGUGUAAUGGGCUGCAGGACAACCAGCACACAGUAGCAUUAAUCCUGCCUCAUCUCUGAGCUGUUCCUCCUUUAACAAGAGACACGGUAGGUUUUAUUUAAAGUCAAGUUUGCAAAUGGCUCUUAGGGCUGUGUUUGGGCUUUGUUUGCUCUGGCAGCAGGUAAUGGACAGAGCUGGCCCUGCUUUGUCCCUGUAGCAAUAAGUCCUGUUAGGAACUGGCCCUUUCGGAAUUAGCUGGGGCAGUAGGCGUGUAUAUUUAAGGUGAGUGGAUUUGAGAUGUUUUGCAAACGUGUGAGACUUUUCUACGCAGCAGGACCAAGGGAGGUGCCUGGCUCUGGCUCCAGAUCCGUGCUUGGAGCUUCGCAAGCGCUGGGGCUGUUCCUGGGCGCUUUGGGAAGGCAGGAGCGGCUCCCCGCGCCCUCGGUCCGUCCGUCUGUCCGUCCACCCGUGCCCCGGGCCGAGAGGAGCCGGUCCCCGCGGGCGCCGUCGCUGUGGCUCCGUGCACUUGUGCCUUCAAAUAAAUGUACAUUUUCAACGGGACUUGAAUCGCCGAUCCUGGCAGCGGGAGGGGAGGGGGCGGCGCGGGGCUGGGCCUGGCUCUGCCCUCAGCCGCCGCCGCCUGGUUUUUUUUACCUGUAUACCGAGAUCAAUAAUCUGUAUAAAACUAUUUUGAUGUCCA